This is a messenger RNA of Rotaria sp. Silwood1, 885 nucleotides long. The record is from the annotation of a GenBank genome assembly. Lineage: Eukaryota; Metazoa; Rotifera; Eurotatoria; Philodinida; Philodinidae.
AUGAAAAGUUUCUAUGAAUGGAUACCACUGUCUACAAGUUUACAGGAGCAUAUUAUUGAAGCAAAAAGUAGUUUAAAAGAUGUCGGUCUAUUCAACAUAUGCAAUACACCAGAAAAGGCUCUGCGAGAUCGACGACGAGAUUUAGGCUCAUUUGUUUGGACUCAAACAUUCCGAGUGCUACUUGUGGCGAUGCCACAUAAUUCAUCAGAGGCUAAACAGCAAAUGUUACGCGAAUGCCGAAAAUGUUAUAAUGGCAAUGUUUCUCAAAUGAAGAAAAUUGCAAAAUUUGAAAAAACAUAUCGAGCGUGCGAUGCUAUACGCUGGUAUACUAAAGUAUGUUUUCUUUCAACUUUAGUUAACAAAACAUUGCGUUCAGAAAAUGUACAUGCUCUAUAUCUAUUCCGCUAUUUCAUCUUUGAUCUGUGUGAAAGUCUUGCCAAAGCACGAUAUUCUAACUCAACAUCUAUUUCUGUUUAUCGUGGUACAAUACUUUGUCGAGACGAAAUUGAACAAUUACAUGUCGGCUCACUUGUCUCUACCAAUGGUUUUCUUUCUUCAUCACGUUUUCUUGAAGUUGCUUUGGCUUUUAUAAGUUCUGCUGAAGGCGUCGAUAUGCAGAUCAAUCGAAAUUGUAACAAUUCUGAACAAUUCGUUCUAUUUAAAAUCGAUAUUGAUAUAAAUCAAUCACCGGAUGUUGUUGUUGCCGAUAUAAGUAGUGAAAGUCUAAUACCAGACGAGAAAGAGUUUCUAUUUGAUCUUGGUACUACAUUUAUUAUUACCAAUAUCUACUAUGAUGAUCCAAAUUAUAUGUGGAAUAGUCAAAUGACAGCUUCAAAUCAAGUGGCACAACUAAAUCAUGAAUAUGAUUCAUAUAUGCGUGAGUGA